GAGCCGCUUGUUUCCCGCCCUCUUCACUGUAUCUUUUACAUUCUUUCGCACUAAGUAUCAAAGGUACUUUGAAUCCAGUUACGCUACACACCAGUGCGCUAUCAGCAUCUAUAUUGGGGAUUUAUUACGAGGUUAUCAGGACAUAUUUUUUAUUUUUAUGUUCCUCAAAAGCAGAAGGGAGGAAAGGAGCCCGUCACUUUGUUCCCGUCAUCAGUAACAUCAGUAAACAGCAGAAAUGGCAGAAGCCCAUCAGGCCGUGGCGUUUCAGUUCACCAUCACUCCUGAGGGGAUCGACCUGCAGCUGUCCCAUCAGGCCCUGAGACAGGUCUAUCUGUCAGGCCUCCGCUCCUGGAAGAAACGCGUCACACGCCUGAAGAACAAUGUGAUCACCGGCGUGUAUCCCGCUAGCCCGUCCUCAUGGCUGUUUGUCGUCAUAGCGAUCCUGGCCACCAUGUACACGCGCUCGGACCCUUCCAUGGGCCUCAUCGCUAAAAUCCAGGAACAUCUGCCUGUCAGUGAUUCCCUGAGCAUCCAGUGUCGGACGGUGGUUUCCGCCGUGUUGUUCAGCACUCUGCUCUGGUUCUCCCUGAUCUUCACCAUGAGGCUUUGCCUGAAGCAGUUACUGUCCUAUCACGGCUGGAUGUUUGAACAGCAUGGGAAGGUGUCUAACACCACAAAAAUCUGGGCGGCCAUGGUCCGGAUCUUCUCCGGCAGGCAGCCUCUGUUGUACAGCUACCAGGGCUCUCUGCCCAACCUGCCCGUUCCAACAGUGAAGGACACUGUUAACAGGUUCCUGGAGUCUGCGCGUCCGUUGAUGAGCGAUUCCGAAUUCGAGAGGAUCACGACUCUGGCCAAGGAGUUCGAGAGCAGUCUGGGGAACCGCCUGCAGUGGUACCUCAAGCUGAAAGCCAUGUGGGCCUCCAACUACGUCAGUGAUUGGUGGGAGGAGUAUAUCUACCUGAGGGGGCGUGGCCCAAUCAUGGUCAACAGCAACUACUAUGGAAUGGACUUCCUGUACGUGACGCCGACACCGAUUCAAGCGGCGAGAGCAGGAAACACGCUUCAUGCUUGUCUCUUGUACCGCAGGAAACUCAACAGAGAGGAAAUCAAACCUAGUCGUGUUCCAGGUUUGAAUAUUCCUUUGUGUGCCGCUCAGUGCGAGAGGAUUUUCAACACCACACGCAUUCCAGGAGAAGAGACAGAUUCUCUGACCCACUGGCAGGACAGUGAGUAUGUCGCGGUCUUCCACCGAGGCCGUUAUUUCCGCCUGUGGCUCUAUCAUGCUGGCCGUAUGCUGUCUCCCAGAGAGAUCGAGCUCCAGGUUCAGCGGAUCCUUGAUGACCCAUCAGCCCCGGCACCCGGAGAGGCCAAACUGGCAGCCCUGACGGCAGGGGACAGAAUCCCUUGGGCCCAGGCCAGGAAGGAGUUCUUUAGCUCCGGGGUGAAUAAGAGAUCUCUGGACUGCAUUGAGAAAGCUGCGUUCUUCGUGACCCUGGACGACGAUGAGCAAGGCAUGAUGGGAGAUGAUCCUGCGGGCAAUUUGGAUCGGUAUGCCAAGUCUCUUCUGCAUGGGAAGUGCUACGACAGGUGGUUUGAUAAGUCGUUCACAGUGGUGGUGUAUAAAAACGGAAAGAACGGACUCAACGCUGAACACUCCUGGGCGGACGCACCUAUAAUGGCUCAUGUGUGGGAGUAUGUGAUGACUACGGAUUGUUUCCAGUUGGGUUAUAAUGAAGAAGGUCACUGUAAAGGAGACGUGGCCUCCUCCCUGCCUCAACCAUCUAGACUAACCUGGGACAUACCUGUACAGUGUCAAGAGCGUGUGGAUCAGUCUCUCGCUGUGGCACAGGCCCUCGCCGACGACAUCGACUUUCACGUGUUCCCAAUACAAGAGUUUGGCAAGGGUGCCAUCAAAAAGUGUAAAAUCAGUCCAGAUGCCUUCAUUCAGAUUGCGCUUCAGUUGGCCUAUUAUAGGAAUCGAGGCACGUUCUCUCUGACCUACGAAGCGUCUAUGACCCGUUUGUUCCGCGAGGGCCGCACUGAGACGGUGCGUUCCUGCACCGCUGAGAGCUGCGCUUUCGUCAAAGCAGUAGAGGGUGGAGAGAGUAAGGAGGUGUGUCGACGUCUCUUCCGUACGGCGUCUGAGAAACACCAGCAUCUCUACAGGAUGGCUAUGACGGGAGGAGGAAUAGACCGACACCUGUUCUGCCUCUACAUCGUGUCCAAGUACCUGGGAGAGGAGUCACCCUUCCUCAAAGAGGUGCUUUCAGAAACGUGGCGUCUGUCCACCAGUCAGACUCCACUCCAGCAGGUGGAGCUGUUUGAUUUCGUGAACCACCCAGACUACACAACCUGCGGUGGAGGAUUUGGCCCGGUUGCAGAUGAUGGUUAUGGCGUGUCUUACAUCAUCAUCGGAGAAAACAUGAUCAACUUCCAUAUUUCCAGCAAACACUCCUGCCCUCAGACUGAUUCUCACAAGUUUGGAGCGUAUAUCAGGAAGGCCUUGGUGGAUCUCCUGGAGCUGAUGUCACCGGAGAAGCCCGACCUGUCCAAUGCUGAGCAGAACCACUCGAAGAACCCUCAAAGCAAGAAAGACCUGUAGAGGUAGAACAGAUUGCCUAUGACGGUCAAAGGAAGACAUGAGGCCAGUGUGUGUUUGUGUGUGUGUGUGUUAGUUUGAAUGCACGUUUGUUAUAACCUACAAAUAUGCAUUCAUACAUUCCAUGCUUGUUGUAAUCAAUGCCAUGAAGCCAUGAAUAACAUAACAAUGUAAAAAUGGUGGAAGCUGGUUCUUCAGAAAAACGUAUUAGUACAAAAUAGCAUUUAUGACAGAGGACUGAAGGCGAAAGGUAGUGUGGUAGCGGAAAACCUUUGUGUUUUCCAGUAGGCCAGUUUUUGAUAUUUAGAUUUAAAUGAGGUCCUCACUUUUAAUUGUAAUAAAGAAUCAAAAAUGAUUAGUGUACAUUAUCGCCAGAUGAUGGGAAUCUAAUGGUUAAUGAUCUGACCAGUAAGUAUAAUGGUUGUAGGUGUAUAACAAGUAAGGAUGACAUAUGAAGAGUAAUGCAUCACCUCUGUACCCUCUGAUGAAGGCACUUCACUGCUCUUACAGUACAGUAAAUCACAUUUAAUACAAACUCUCCAUCUGAGCAGGUUUAAGUCUCAGAAUAACGUGAUCGCGGAACAAAAUCCAGUGACGCUUUACUUGAAUUCCAGAGCAGAUGUAAAUUUACAAUUUCAGUGACCAAUGACUCAGAAUAUUACAUGUGACUGCAGUUUUAAUAUGAUUGUCCAAAUACAUUUAUAUGUUCAUUUCACUAUUAAGUCUAUUCAUUUUAACAGUUUUUUUCUUUUAAAUUAAAAGUAGUUUUUUAUAUAUAUACUGUAUAUACACAAGGUCAAUUUACAACUUAAUUAUUCACAAUGUAUUGAUUUGCGAAUGUCUAAUAGGUAUUAAAAGUGAUGCCAGAGGAGGAAACAUUUAUGCCACGGCGAAUUUCUGUUAAUGUCUCAGGUGUUUCGACUGCACAGUUAAACUUAAAAGGUGAAUCACGGCCAGUUAACUGUAGUUAGUUCACUUCCUGCUUCCUUAAAGGGACGGUUCACCCAAAAAUCCUGUCAUUAAUCACUCACACUUUUGUCGUUCCAUCAUCAAAACACAAAUAAAGAGAUUUUAAAUGAAAUUUGGGAGAUUUCUGUCCCUCCAUUGACAGCCACUCAACUACCAUGCUUUGCUCAAUUCAUAGGAAUUUCACAUGAAAUUUUUAGUUUAGUGCAAAGAGAUAUGAUCACUUUAUAUGAUGAACAGAUUGAGAUAGAGAAUGCUUUCCAUUUACUAAAUUAAAUCUGUUCAUUUUAUAAAGCGAUUGAGUCUCUUCAGAAAAUUCUGAGUAAACCUCUCAACUCAUGAUUUUACAAUCUCUUUAUGAACUUUGUGAAGCGUCGAAGAAAAUGGAGGGACAGAAAGAUCUCAGAUAUCAUGAAAAAGAUCUUCAAUUGUGUUCUGAGGAUGAAUUAAAGUAUUAUUGGAAUUAAAAUGAAUUUUAAUUUUUGGGUGAACUAUCUCUUUAAGAGACCUAGAUGCUAAUAAUAUAGUGCAAAAUCUGAUUUGAUAUUAAUUUUAAAAUGAUGUACUUGGAAUCCGUUUAUAUGGUUAACCAUAUUCUAAUGAACUAAUUCAAUUGCAAGAAUGCUUUCAAAGUUAAAUGUGGUCUUGAUGUAUUUAAUAAUAAACUCUUUAGAAACAUUCCGAUGUAACUUUGUGUUAUGAAAAAGUGAUGAAAAAACAACAGAAAUUGAUUUAAUCUGUUAUUAUAAUACGCACUAAUAGACAAAUUAGAGUUAGAAUGUGAUGCAGGACAUAGUACCGUAAUCACACUACUAUAACUCAUAUGAUUAGACAAUUCAUACAACACCAAAAAGUGUUUUUGCAAAGGAUUUGAAGGUGGUGACUGGUUUCACAGGUAAAUGAAUGAGAUAUGCUUAUCAAUAUCAAACAUUUACAAUCAACAUACAGGCUGUGUUUCAAUAUCCGUUGUUGCCGUAAGCCCUUUGCUACACUUAGCCGGACUGAGAGCAAGGGCUUGUCGACUUCCUCUGAGUUUUCAGUUUUCUCUUUGCAGUCUGUUGGCAGCUGUACUUUUUAUUAUCUCUGUUACACCCUCAUACUCGGCAGAUAUAAAGUUGCCUUUUGAGUGCACGAGAUCUCGUUUGCACAACUCCUGGAUAUUGUCAUUUUGCAAAUAUUGAUAUAGUUCAAAAAGGCCUGUAUCUUCUCUUCUCUCUAACACUGCUUACACUGUAUAUCUCACUAGAAUUUAAACCUUAAUGAAGGAUUUUAUAAAUGUGGUUGUUCUAUUAUUAUUGUCACUAUUGUCACUAUUGUAAUAAUUAACUUGAAACUGAAAACAGUAGCAAUGCAAGUGUUUGUGUAGUGCUGAUAUUAAUGUGGAGCGGCAGUGUUUUACCUCAUCUGUCUUAUGAAUGUUGAAUCAUCAGCGAUCGAUCUCUCCUCUGUCCUCUUUGGGCUCAGACUAUCUGUAAACCGCAGAGCUUUACACUUUCUCUCUUACUCUGGAAAUCUGUCUUUCCUUUUUGUAUGUGAAUGGAAAGGAAGAGACAACAUGUCACUUUUUUUAAUUAAAAUUGUUCAAGCACA
Messenger RNA from Pimephales promelas (fathead minnow), 5155 nucleotides. Its product is annotated as carnitine O-palmitoyltransferase 1, liver isoform. Gene Ontology annotation, biological process: fatty acid metabolic process; carnitine metabolic process. Gene Ontology annotation, cellular component: mitochondrion. NCBI's taxonomy places the organism in Eukaryota, Metazoa, Chordata, Actinopteri, Cypriniformes, Leuciscidae. Gene Ontology annotation, molecular function: carnitine O-palmitoyltransferase activity. The record is from RefSeq and is a predicted model, not a curated record.